This is a messenger RNA of Bursaphelenchus okinawaensis, 8039 nucleotides long. Lineage: Eukaryota; Metazoa; Nematoda; Chromadorea; Rhabditida; Aphelenchoididae. The record is from the annotation of a GenBank genome assembly.
AUGGAGAUUGAUCAAAUUACUCGUCAAUUUCACGUAAGUUGACUUUUAUUUUAUCAUUGGCUUUUGAAUUUAGGUUGAACGAGAACAAUGGAACGUUGAGCGUGAUAAGCUUCAAAUAGCGAAUGAAACUUACUUGAAGGACAUUCGAAAGUUGAACGAGUAUGUUUAUGAUCUAGAACUGAAGGUUUUAAGGGCGGAACAACAGGUGAAGUCGAAGGAAGGGUUUUUUGAUGUUGAGAAGGAGGCUUUGAAUCGACAAAUUGAAGAUUUGAAAGGGUUGGUGCAAAGGAAGGAUACUGAAGUUGCGGAUAUUCGAAGAGAAGCUUCUGAGGUAUGUUUUCAGAUUGAUUUUAAGAGUUUAGAUUUAAUUUGAGUUUUUUUAUGGUGGAAAGUAAAUUGUGAUAGCUACCUGGGGUACAACGUCAAGUUUUUUGAAAAAACUUUUGUUCUGCAUUAAAUAUUUUUAAACGUAAAGUAAUUUAAGCUUGCUUAGAGCUUUUUUCUUGUCUUUCAAUUAUUUUCUCGUUUUGCAAAAUUGUUUUAGCUGUCUCAUGUAUAAAAUCAAAGCAUCUUCAAAGUUCUUUAUCUUCUUAAAAUAAUUAUUGUUUCAGAAAGUAUCACAAGCCCAAAAAGAGCGAGCAGCGAUUGAAAUUGAGAUUAAUUUGAAAGAUACUCAAGUGAAAGACAUUGAACGAGUUCUCCAGCUAACUCAAGAUGAGCUGGACUUGUCUCGAAAGGAAUACGAUGAGAUGAGCAACAGAAUUGAUGGGUUUUUGGAGAAGAUUGCUGCAUUUGAAGCUAGCAUUCAGACUCAAGCAGUUGAUUUUGAGCAAGAGCUGAGGAAACGAGGUAAUUUUUGAGGCAUAUUGUUUUAGGUCAUGUUAUACUUGAUUUUUUGUUGAUUUUUAAAAUUUAAGUGGUUUCCUUAAAUUUUUUGAUGGGCAGAAGAUAGCUAUGAGUGUAAUGUUGAAACAAAAGUUUAGUUCUGUUGAAUUAAAGAAUAAUGUUGUUUUAGAUGAGCAAGUGGCUGAAAAGCAAAGAACGAUUGAAAACUUGAUCCAUCAGAUUAAUGAAAGCUCUAUAUCUAUGGCAACAGACACUACAGGUGCUCCAGGUCAAUUCCAUGUUGGUAAUUUGAAUUUGCUUGAGGAGAAUGCCGACCUGAGGAAGAAAUUAGCUCAACUUAAGGCUGAAAACGAUCAUAAUGUGAAACAACGGCAUGAAUUGCUAAAAGUAAGGAUUUUGAUUGUUAUAGUAGGAUGUAUUAUGAUUAUUUAUAGUCAUUUUACCUUACGUCAUUUUUUAAAAUUUAGGAAUUUCGUCAACGCCAGCUUCGAGACCGUAGUCCUCAAUCAGAUGUGGAGAAUCUAGCUCAAGAGCGUUGUAAAAAGCUGGAAGAAGAGUUGAACGACUAUUCUUAUCGUUGUGAUGACCUUAACAGAGAACUAGAAGCUUACAAGAGAAGAAAUAAAGAGUUAGAGAAGUCGAAUUCAGAACUUAUUACUCAAUUUACCUCAUCCAUACUGCCAUUUGAUGAAUUGAUCGAUGAUAACGAAUAUCCAAAGAAGUUUAAUCACUUUAAGGAGGUUGUGGAGGAUAACUUGAGGCUACGACAGACUGUGGAGGAUCUUAGCCUUCAGCUUGGUAGGGUUUUGGGGGGUUUUAAUGGAGGAAAAGGGGGUUUUUAUAUUAUUUUAGGCGAGGUUUGGCCGAAAAUUGGCUAAAGAAAGGCUUUAUUUUGUGAUUUUUUAAAUAAAAUUUGGAAUUUUGAUAUAGCUUUACAUUCUAAGGCUAUUUUUCUAGGUAACAACCCAAUGUCCGACCCACUAGAACUUCAAGAUCAGUUCGAGCAAGCUCUGGAAGAGCUAGAUCUAUUCAAAAAGCAAGCAGAAUCUUCAAAGCAUGAGCUCGAGAACGCUCAAAAGAUGGUCGAGUACUACAAGACUAAAGUUGAAGUAGGAAACGAUUUUAUGGGUAAUGGUACUUCUGUCUCCAAGGCUGACGCUGAGCUUCAGAUUCACAAAUUGAACUGCGAAAUCAACACGUUAAAGGAUAGGGUCAAGGAGAUUUUGGACGAAAAAAUCAGGAAUGAGGAGUGGGUUUUGGUUUUUGUGAUUUAAAAUGGCGUUUUUAACUAAUUUCUAAAAAUUUUUAAAUUUGAAGAAAAAUUUGAAUUUUGAAAAAUUUUUUUUUUAAUUUGAAAAUUUUUUUUUGAAAUCUUCUAAAAAAUCAUUUUUAGAAAUCAAUCGAACGUGAUCUCCCAGAAAAACGAGCUGAUUGCCCAGCUGUACUCGACCAAAGACAGUCUUGAACUCAAGGUGAAGAGCUGUGAUGAAGCAACGGAGAAUAUGCAAUCUGAACUGGAGAAGCUGGACAAGACCAACAGAAAGAUUAAGGAUGAAAACACAAAGCUUCAGGCUUCGACUGAAGCCUACAAGAAGGAAAUCAGCCUUCUGAAUUCCCAGCUACAGGAGAAUAAGAUUGAGUGGGAGAGAUUGAGGUAAAAAGGAGGGUUAAAAUUAAGUUUUGGGGGUAUUUUUUAGUCAUUUGAUAGCUAAACGAUUGAAACAUUGACCUAAUUCGUUUCCAAUUCUCUUCCAGAACCGAGAAGAAGACGGUCGAUUUAGAGCUGUCCCAAUUCCAACGUGAAGUCUCGGACCUUCGAGCUCGCUGCCAAUCUCUAUCCGACAAUCAAACCGUCACCAAUAUUGUACUGAACGCGCUAACCGAGUUCCGCUCAGCCUACUCUCAAAUCAACGCUGAACAACUCCACUUAACACAGGCCGAGCUGGAGAACUGUCGACAAGACCGGGACUCCCUGAAUCGACUGGUCUCAAACCUUCAAAACCAACAAAUGAGCGGGGUGGAUGCGUUGAAAACGGCCUUAAGGGAUGCCAAAAUGAGCAGUGAAAGAUACAGGUCGCGAUGUGCUCAAGCUGAACAGGAUUUGGAGGUAAGGAGAGGGUGGAAAUGGCUGUGGAAUGGGGGAAAUGGUGGUUUUUGGGGGAAAAAUGAGUAGAAGUGAAAAAAGUAAUGAGCAUUGGUCGAAAAUUUGUACAGAGAAUAGAUAAGGAUAUCAAUAUCUUUUGGUUUUUGCCAAUUCUACGAACUUUUUGGCCGAAAAACCAUCAUUUUCGACCAAAAAAUCUGAAUUUAAAGUAAAAUUUUAAUUUUUUGCGAAAUUUUUAAAAUUUUCGAAUUCCAGUCCCUAAGAAGCCUUCACACCGACCUAGAGGCCAAGUACGAACAGCUCAACAAACAGCUGACCGACAUCGACUCGGCCGACGCUGAUCCAGACUCGUGCAAAAAGGAGAAUCAACACCUGAAGAACAAGAUCAUCUACUACGAGAAGCAGGCCAUUGAGAACAAUGCGGUCAUUUCGGACCUAAAAGCCCAAUUGGAAGUGGCGGACAGUCGUUUCAAUGACGCCCUGAACACGGCCGAACUCUACGAAAAAUCACUGAAAGAAAAGGACUUGAAGCUGAAGGAAGUCAGGGCCCAGAUGGAAGAGGGUCAACAGAAAUACUCGGAGGAGAUCAGUGGAAUGUAAGUUUUUUAAAAUUUUUUAUGUAUACACCAAGGAAGUACUACGGCUUCCAGAAUGUCCUUUUGGUACACUUCUUUAUUGAUUUUUACUCCAUUAUCAACAAAAAUCAAAGAAAUCUUGCCUGAAGCACAGAUACCGGCCCAAACCAUAAUGCCCCGAGGGUGUUGACGACCUGCCACGAUGGAUUAAGCUUUAGGAGGCUCUGUUGAGUAAUAUUUGUCAUUUUGGGGAGUGUAGGCCUCUGUAAAAUGUAAAUAUCCUCUCAUCUGUGAAAAGGUUUCGUUCACAUUUUUGACCAGCGGCCCGCUGCUGAAGCAGUUUACAUCCUUGUUUUCUUUAGUUAGCUUCUGAACUUUUUUGAGUUUGUACGGCUUCAUCUUAGUUUUCUUUUUCACUAUGCGCCUCAAAGUAGGGUCUUUGAUUCCCGCCUCUCGGGCCAUUUUUCGUACUGGGGUCCGUGGAUUUCGCUUGAAGCGCUUCAUGAUCAUCUGACGAUUGGCCACGGUGUUAACAGAUGCUGGACGACCACUUCUAGGUCUGUCACAGUCAUGUCUAAGCUCUUCGAAACGUUUUACGGCACUGUGGACUGUCAUUCUUGAAAUAUUCAACAAUUUCGCGAUUUUGGGGUUACUUUUUCCUUCAUUAUUUAAUUUGAUGACGGCAGCCUCAUGUUUGACAUCUAAAAACAGACAGACAGUAGACAAUGAAAACUUAACUUUUAUGAUUAUACAAUUAAAAAAACACGGAGAAUAAGCUAAAAUAAAAAGUUUUAAAUAAUUAAACCGCAAAAUUGAGAAAACGACCGGUAAAGUUUUGUAACAGAUCAUUGCGCGCACCCUGUAUUGUAAUACAUACAUGGGGAGGACCCUUCUUACUGAUGACCGGGGGUGAUUUUGUUUUUUAUUGGGAGGGGUGAUACUUUAGGGGGUUGGUUGUUAUUUUAGGUGGAGGGAUGGCAUUUUAACGGGAGAGGAGGUGGAGAUAGGUUAAAAAAAAUAUUAUUGUAGGGAAGAGGGGGGGGGGAGGCGGGGGUAGAUUAAAAAAAAUUUUGAAAAAAUGGUUAGGGGGUACUAUGUGAUUUUAAAAUUUUUUUUUCUGGUUUUUUAUUGCAUUAUCUUAUCCUUCCUUAUCCUAGCUUAAUUUACCUUAAUCUACCCUACUCUACUGUGCAUUACUCUACCCUAUUCUACCCUGCUUUACCUUACUUUAUUUUAUUUUUGCUUUACCUUUUCUUACCCAACUUUAUUUUUCCCUGCUCCUACAUUCACCUACUCAGCUUAUUAUACUCUACCCAUCUUACUAUAUAUUAUCCCAUUCUAUUGUAUUCUGCUCCAUUCUAUUCCACUCUACUCUAUCCUCCAUUGUCCUACAUUUUUUGUCAUCCCAUCGCAUAUUAAACAGUCUUAUCCAGGGACGUCGCUACGAUUUUUCUCUGGGGGGGGGGUCACCCCGAACCACCUCCCUCCCUCAAAGACGUCGCUGGUCCCGAACCACCUCCCUCCCCCAAAGUCGUCCAGUCUUGUGCUAUUCUUACUUUGGCAUUAAUAUUGUUUUGAAAUUUGAAUAUGUCUUAAAGUACUAUUUUUUUCAGUGAACGCGAAAAUCAACGCCUGCGCGGAGAGAAAGAGGAAAAGGACCGCCGUUUCAACGAAGAACUUCAAAUCUACGAAGCCAAGAUAGAAGAACAUAAGCAGAAGAUUAACGAUCUGUUCGAAGAGAAGAAUCGACUGGAAAAUGAAUUGGCUACGGCGAAUCAAAAGUUGGAAGAGUAUGGAUCACAGUUCAGCGAGACUUCUGGCGUUUUGCAGAGUGUAAGAACAGUUUUAGAGGUGGCGAGAGAUUUUUUUCAAAAUUUUUUUUUGGGCGUGGUAAAAAAGGUUUAAGGGGGGGUGAGGGGAGUAAAAAGGGGGUUACCUUUAAAAAUUGUUUUUUGUUGCAUUCAAGAGGUUUCAAUUUUUUUGCUUUCGGGCAGGGUAAAACUUUUUUUUGGGGGAGAGAGGAGGGGUGGAACUUUUUUUUGAGUAAAAUAUUGUUUCCUGGUUUAUAAAAGUUUUUUUACGCUUUUUGUCAAAAAAAAUUAGUGUGUGGUAAAAACAAUUUUGGGAGUGGAUAAAAAUUUUUUUUAAUUUUUAACUGUGUUAUGUUAAGACUUUCUCAUUUUAUAAACACUCGAAUUUUUAGAAGGAUUCCGAGAUCGACCUUCUGAAAAACUCGCUUGAGGCCGUGAACAAAGAGCUCACGAACACAAGGUCCGAGCUCCAAACCCUCUACACCCAAAACCAAGAACUCACCCAAAGCCAGGAAGAGCAACGCCACGCCUUUGCUGAAAAAUCCCAAGAACAAGAAGUCAUCAUAGUGUCAUUGAAGAAUGACAUUGCCGAAUACGAGCAGAAACGCCUGGAAACCCAUCCAUUGGAUCAAAGCGUCUACGAGCAGGCGGCCAAACAUCUGGAUGAGGUCUAUGAUAAGCUGAACUCAUCGGCCGAAGCUAAACCUGACACUUCCUUUAAAAGCCGCUUGUCAAUUGGUGCAAGCGAAAAGACGAUCAGCCUACAGAAACAUGUUGAAAUGGUCAACAAGCUAAACCUGAAAUUGGAGGUAGGUAGUUUAUUUUUAUUCUUCUUAUUUUUUAUGUGGGAGAGGUAAAAAUAAAAAAAAAUCUUUUUCAGGGGGGGUAAAAAUUUAUAGAGAGAGGGGUUUUAAGGGAAGGUGGUGAUUAUAGAUCUGCUGUUGUUUCGAGCGGCGGGGCUAUCGUUUUUUGUAGGGCGGGGUAAAAAAAUUUUUUUUAUGGAGAGGGGCGGGGGGAGAUGUAAAAAAUUUUGGGGAGGUUUUUUUGAGUGAAGCUGAUGAUUUUAGAUUUGUGGAUGUUUAGAAUAAAAAAGGGUUUGGGUUUUUUCUUGGGCGGGGUAAAAAUUUUUUGGGAGGGGGUGUAAAAAUUUUAGGGCUGAGUUUUUUUUUAUGGAUGAGGAAAACGGCAAAUUAAAACAGAGUGAAAAAUUUCGGGCGGGGUAGCCCCCUUCUUUUUUUGCCUCAAAUUUUUUACUUCUAAAAAUUUUUUUGCACCCACGCCUUUAACAAAAAGUACAAUAAAAUCACAAAUUUAAAUUUUCAGAACCAGGAACGCGAGCUAGCCCAUCGUCUCGAACAAAUGAGCCAGCUGGAAACGUUGAAAGAAACCCAACAACAAUACGAAAGCCUCCAGCUGGAGUACUCGGUGGUCGAAAAGCGUCUGAACAGCCUCCAAGAAGACAACAAACAGCUGAAUGCUCAGCUGAAACAACUAAAACACGAACAUUCGCCGUGCUCACAGAAGAUCACCAGCGCUGAGGCAGCGGUUUCGGCUUUGAAUGGCCAGAUUAAUUUGUUGAAGGUGGGGUUUUUAUAGGUUUUGGGGAGGAGGCGGGUAGGGGAAAGUAGAGAAAUGAAAAUUUUACUGGGUGGGGGAAACUAAUUGAGAAUUUUUAGGGGGUGUGGAUAAAUAAUGAAAAUUUGUCUGGGAUAAAUAAUUGAAAAUUAUUAAAAGGCGUGGGUAGAAAAGUUCAUAUUUUUUAGGGUAGGGGUAGAAAAAUAUUUUUUUAAAGGCGGCGGGGGUUGAAAAAAUAAAAAAUGCGGGGUCACGUGGAAUACAUUUUUAAAAGGAAGGGGUCUUUUUGGGUUGGGUAAAAAAAUGGAAAAUUUUUUAGGGGGGGGGAUGGGAGAAAGUUGAAUUUUUUGAAGGGUAGGGGUACAAAAAAUAACAUUUUUAGGGAUUAAGCGUGGGAAAAUGAAGUUUUUGAGGGCAGGGGUGGGAAAAAUUAAAAAAAAUUUUAAGGGCUGGUUAAAAAUUUUUUUUUUCUAAGCAGGGAUGAAAAAAAAUUUCUUGAAGAAUGGGGUAGAUACUUUUGUUAACAGCAGGACUCAACAUUGAUCUAAAAAUUUUAUUUUUUUAAUUUUCAGACCGAACUCCAAAAAGCCAACGAUGACAUCUCUACUAACAUGGUACCCAAAGACAAAAUGUCGGAAGUUCAAAAGAGACUAGAAUCCGUUAACAAAGCUUAUAAUGAAGUGCAAAGCCGCAGUAACCAUCUCAAAGCACUGGCUAAACGGUACCGUGAUCAGAGUUUGGAUUUGCAAAAAGAACUGGAAGAAGUGGCACCUGAUCGGGCCCAGGCCAUGGCUGAGAAGCACCGCCCUCAAACGGUAGGUUUUUUAAAGAAGGUGGAAAGAAAGGUCUUGAAAUUUGUGGUUUUGGAAAGAAUUUUUUUGCUUUUUUCAUUUUGUAAAGAAAGUUUUUGCUAUUUUUGGUUUGUAAAGAAAGUUUCUGCAAUUUUUUGAUUUGUAAAGAAAGUUCUUGCCAUUUUUUACCGUUUUCCAUUUUCAGACAACCAUUCAAGGUGCCAGCUCUCCAGCUGCAAUCCCAACCCCAGAACGGCCACAAAAACGACGAGUCGAAGCGGCCGAAUCCACCCCCACCACUUCGGAACCCCAACAGAAGCAAUCAAAGGAAGAAUGA